UUCUUCUCCUUCUUCACAACAUUGGUGCGACUGCAGAGAGAUUUAGAGAAACAUACGUGUGGACAUCGGCAUUCGAAAAAGCUCCUUUUUUUCAUGUCAUCAUGCGCUGGUUGCUGGCUGGAUACUGUGGGCUUGCGUUGAUCAGUAUUUCAGUGGCCCAAGACAACAUCCUGGUGAUCAGCCAGACUCCCCGGUUCUGUGGUAUGAAAACCGGCCUCUCUUUGACCAUUUUUUGUCCAUACACCAAAAAGCCCAACCAGACAGUCACUUGGUACAAGACAGCUGAGUACGGUGGAGAAAAAAAAGAGAUAAAGGAAGGAAAUAGGACUAAACUUAAUAUGACUAUGAAUGUAGGCGGCUUUCUCCAGAUCGAUGAUUUGCACAUGGAGGACCAAGGAGUGUACUACUGCAAGAUGAACAACCUGUGGGGAUCUGGGACUGCAGUUCAAGUUGUCAGACGAGUUGCCCGGAGACAGACACAGUACAGGAGCAAGAUGAAGGAUGUACUCAUUGUCCUCCAGAGCCUGCUGUUGGCUGUGUGUAUUGCUGCUAUAAUUCUACGCAAACAGAAACUGCUGGAACAGAAUGACAGCAUAUAUGAGGAGCCUGAAACUGAUCACAUCUAUGAGGGCUUGGCAAUUGAGACAUGUGGAGGAGGUCUGUAUGAGGAACUGUCUGUGUACGCCCAGGCUGAAGGAACCGAGGCCCCAUGGGAGUGAGACGACUACUUUUCACCUCUACAUCCUCACAAUAACAAAAACCUUUUAUUUUUGAUGAUAAAAAUCAAAAUAAAACAUUGGAGAAAGUCCUUAGAGGGGAUGGUCAGAUGUAUAUUAUUAUAUAUUCCAAAUUGCUUGCUAUAUAUUUGCUAUUGUUUUUAUGCUUUUUAGUGAGUCUGGGUUGAAUUAUUCAGAUGUGAUUUGAAGUCUGCAGAAGUGUAAAUUAACAAUUCCAAAAAAAUCAAACAUCUGACAUUUUUGGUGCUUCAAGAUGAUUUAUUUUCGAUAAAGUUGAGUGUGUGUAAAAGAGUGCUUGUGUGUAUGAUUUUAUAUUUUUUUAAUUUUGUGAUUUUUCUUAUCAGACUUGACAGUUUGAUUAUUUAAGAACAUGCUCAUCACAAAUCUUUGUGAGAGAAAAUGUCACUUCAUCAGAGCCUCAGCAAGGCUCUAUUGUUCUUGUUUGGUUAUACUGAAGAAUAUGUAUGCCUUUUGUUUAUGUAACAGGGAAAAAAAAGAAUAAAAACAUGUCCA
This is a messenger RNA of Morone saxatilis (striped sea-bass), 1250 nucleotides long. It is a transcript of the gene cd79b, whose product is annotated as CD79b molecule, immunoglobulin-associated beta. Gene Ontology annotation, biological process: B cell differentiation; B cell receptor signaling pathway. The coding region runs from base 102 to 719 and encodes 205 amino acids. The record is from RefSeq and is a predicted model, not a curated record. The transcript is spliced from 5 exons. Gene Ontology annotation, cellular component: external side of plasma membrane; B cell receptor complex. NCBI's taxonomy places the organism in Eukaryota, Metazoa, Chordata, Actinopteri, Moronidae.